Molecule: messenger RNA, 2658 nt
Organism: Daldinia decipiens
Lineage: Eukaryota; Fungi; Ascomycota; Sordariomycetes; Xylariales; Hypoxylaceae
Product: heterokaryon incompatibility protein-domain-containing protein
Exons: 3
Coding region: 1-2658 (885 amino acids)
Source: RefSeq, a predicted model, not a curated record
AUGGCACGAUACCAAUACCAGCAUCUUCAGGAUGGUCGUAGUUUUAGACUGCUGAGUCUAUUGCCUGGCAACGAUCCAGCUGAUCCUAUUCGAUGUCAACUUCAGGUUCAUUCUCUGACGGAAGACGGUCAGAUUCCGCAAUACACUGCGCUAUCCUACGUCUGGGGCGACCCAAGUCUUGAUAUUCACGUCGAAUGUAAUGGUGGUAUAUUGCCUGUUAAUAGGGGUUGCUUCCAAGCCCUGCGUUCUCUUCGAGACUCGUUGCGCGACCUUCGUCAAGGUCCAGCCUUCACACCAUAUUUCUGGGUUGAUGCAAUCUGCAUUAAUCAAUCAGACAAGCGCGAAAAGAGUGCCCAGGUCAGGUUAAUGGGCGAUAUUUAUCGGUUUGCCGAGACAGUUUUAUGCUUCAUCGGGGACUCUUACUCUCAGGAAGAUCUGUAUGUGUCUAAUCAUUUGGGAUCGAAGACUGGAUUACGGCGGCGUUUACUUCGCCAGGAUCCUCGCGCUUCAGGCGGCUGGAAGGCUGAUAGGGAUAUCUUAGGGGUUAAUAACUUACGAGAGUCUGCGGUACGCAAACUCUUCGAAUCGCAGUACUGGACGAGAUUGUGGACGUUCCAGGAAGCGCUACUUUCUCACCGGAAAAUCGUAUUCUCGGGUACGGAUAUAAUAGAAUGGGAAUCUGUUGGCAUUUUACUUCAACAAGCUGCUGUGGUGAAGCGCGAAGGAGUUAAUCACUUGCUACCGAAAGCAAUUCAUUUUUACUCUCUCACGACAACUAGUUCUAUGCUCCGCCUGCUUCUUGACAGAAACAGCGCCAAUUUUACCGGAAAUAUCAACAAGACUUAUACGCAAAGCCUGUCGUUGGAAAUAUCCCGGAUAUUGUCUUUCUCUUCUGAGCUCAGGACCUCUGACCCCCGAGACAAGAUCUACGCUUUGACGGGAGUUAUGGCGGCAUUGGAGGUCGACCUGGAGAUUGAUUACUAUAGGCCCAUGGCAUUGAUAUAUAAGGACAGUAUCGGCGCUUUUUCUAUGAAGACGUGGUCGUUCGAAAAAUGGGUAAUCGAAUCUGAGGAUGUCCCAUUCAGUUUUUUAGAUCUGAAGAUUAGCAACACUUUUCAUCAGCUACACUCACUACCGGUCAGAAGCAAGGAGAGUACAUUUAUGAGCCACCUUACCAAGCCAAGACCCAGACAGGUCCCGCGGUACUUACGUUGCGGUGAAGGCAUAACAGGAGCACCUAUAAAUGAAGCAUUACCAAAUACGGUUCAAAGCAGAGUAGUUCACUCAGUCAAGGAAGAAGUGAGUUUCUCUGAGAAUGACGAUGAAGCCAAUUCAACAAUUUCACUUUCAUCACCCGAGCUAGUUGAAUUGAGUUAUCUUUCACUUGCUCAUUCACUCGCCCGUUCAUUCUCUAUACGCAAGAGGAAUUGGCUCAUCUCAAGAGUUACUAUCCAGUUGAGGCCCAUGCUGAGCCAAUGCACAGGGGACGGUGGAAAUGGUAGAUGUCAACAAGUUGCAUCUCGCUCAAACGAACAUGCUAGUAAUCAGGAUAUUUCCCUUGCAGGUCUGCGUCACAAGAAUCAGAGAAGACAGAGGGAUCGGGAUGAGCAUAGUGACGAUGAAGGAAAUCAGCAACACCCAAGGAAGAAGAGCAAAGGAAAUGAUCUAGAUGAUAUUAAGAAACUUUUGGCAUGCCCAUUUCACCAAAGAGAUCCUCAUAGGAUUUCAAUCAAUCGCUCAUGCAAUGGUCCGGGUUGGGCUUCAAUUGCUAGACUGAAGGAGCAUCUGUACAGAGUUCAUUUUGUACAUCGUUGUCGGAGAUGCAAGUCAAGAUUCGACACAGCCGCUGGACUGGAUAGUCAUUAUGAAGAUUUAACCCCAUGUGCGGUAUCAUCAGCUCCUCCUGAUCCAAUGGAAGGCUUCAACGAGCAUCAACGGGAAAAUCUUAAGUGUAGACGUGUACAGGAUUGGAAGAAGAUUUACCAGAUUUUAUUCCCAGACGAUGAUGAAAGGUCCAUACCGUCACAGUACUACGCAAGUGUUGUCACUAUCACUGAUAUACUUGAUCAAUUUGAUCGCGCCUACCAGCAAGAAGUCGAACGACAACUCCCAGGACGUGUAAGAUCCGUUCUGGAGGGUCUGUCGUCUAGACCGAUUUCGUCCAUUCAAGAUGAGAUCUUACUCAUGGUCAACGAUAUAAAUAGCACAGUAAUAAACUCAUUCAGGCAGCGUAUGGUAGGCGUCAUGCUAGAUAACUCCAACCCAGCUUCUCAAGAGCAGUCAGAGGUAACGACGUUAAGAGUCGAGCCUAGUUUGGAUAAUCCAGCAAGUUUCUUCCUUGAGUACUUGAAUCAUAUCGACUACGAAUACAACAUGCCCCACCACCUCGAUAAUGAGCCAGGGUUCGAUAUUAACAGUCUUCAGAACUCCACAUCUUAUGAGUAUACUGAUGAACAAGACUACGGGCUUAACUUACUACAGACUGGGGAUUUCCAUGGGGCCUACGACGAGAGGUCAAACACUCCCACUAUCAUACAAAAUGGAGAUACGGAUAAUCCAAGAGGAUUACGCCGACCGCCAAAUCAGACCGGUAACUACGAUAGCGAUUCGGCUGAUGAAUGGACGGUGGUUGAAACCCCUCCUAAGGGAAGUCCAUAA